AGCAGCUCACAGCAUCGAGCCGGCCAGGCCAAUCCUCAGCCCGCGUGCACCCACAAAGCACCGCAAAAGCACGAGCGAUUGUCAGCCUACCAUCAUGUGGAGUCAUAACACGUGAGCCCGCACAGCCAUAGCACAGCUGCACAGCCCCGGUACAGCUGGAGAAACGCCGUCGACGCGCGUGCAAAGCAAGCAUUCAUUCUGAAACGUAUCGCAUCGCUGCCAGCGAGCAUCGAUCACAUGUCUCUCACCGCACGCCUGCGCGGCGCGGCCUUCGUGCUCCUCCUCGUCACCACCGCUUUAGUUGGCAGCACGCUCCUGCUGCCGCCGGCCAUCCUCCUACCGCUCGGCUUUAAGAAGUUAUACGCAAAAUAUGCAUCAUUCAUAGCCUGGUGGUGGUUUUCGUGCGCUGCCGCGGCGAUCGAAGUCAUGGGAAACGUGAAAUACGAGAUCGCCGGCGACGUACCUGAUGACGAGAAGGUCCUGGUCAUCUGCAACCACCACUGUCGCUUGGACUGGCUGUAUCUCUGGCCGUUGGUCAUGAGGCAUGGCAGGUGCGCCUCGCUACACGUGACGCUCAAGGAUUCAUUGAGGAGCGCGCCGUUUUUUGGCUGGGCGAUGCAGGCCUUCGGCUUCGCGUUCGUGUCCCGAAAAGACAGAGAAGGGGACCUCGACGUCAUUCAGUCGUCGUUGGCAGGGCGUACACCGCUCUGGGCGCUGCUCUUCCCCGAGGGGACAGAUCUGUCCGAGUCGAACGUCGCGAAGUCCCAGAAGCAUGGGGCGACAUUAAAGCCGCCCAUCAAGUGGUCCCAGGUCCUGGUGCCGCGCGCGGCCGGGUUCGCCGGCGCCGUCGAGGCGAUGGGAUCUCCGGUGAUCUACGACUUGACCAUCGCGUACGACAACGAUGGGCGCCCGGACGAGCCGUCGAUGCUCUCUGGUAAAUUCCCGCGGCGUGUUAUUGUUCGUGUUGACCGCAUCACAAAACCGCCGCGCGACGUGAAGAAGUGGCUUUUUGAAAGAUGGGCCCUUAAGGAGGAGCGCCUCGCGGCGGGUUUAACGGGCGAGCCCUCGGCUUCAUCAAAUGCUCUUGUUCACGUUCUGUGCGGCGCUUUUAUCGCGGCGCUGGCGUGCUACGCGCUCUGCGUCGACUGGCGCGUCCGCCGCGCCUUCUACGCGACGAGCGCUCUCUGGGUUGGCGUCGGGAAGGUUGGGGGCCUCGACGUGUUUUUGUUGAGUGGGAGCUAAGUACUAAAUAGCCUU
Messenger RNA from Pelagomonas calceolata, 1257 nucleotides. The record is from the annotation of a GenBank genome assembly. NCBI's taxonomy places the organism in Eukaryota, Pelagophyceae, Pelagomonadales, Pelagomonadaceae.